Molecule: messenger RNA, 573 nt
Organism: Colletotrichum orchidophilum
Lineage: Eukaryota; Fungi; Ascomycota; Sordariomycetes; Glomerellales; Glomerellaceae
Exons: 1
Coding region: 1-573 (190 amino acids)
Source: RefSeq, a predicted model, not a curated record
AUGGAUUCCCAUCUGAAAACCUUGGUCAAUUACUCACUGAUAAUGGCCAGCGUGUUUUCCGCAGUCAUUUUUGCGGUGUCCUUCAUGACGGCGGCUAUCGACAUGCGUGAGGAUAGUUUGACACCGAAACCUCAAUGUCCGACCACACCAAAACUUCGAUUUUUCUUUUGGUUUCUCCUGUCAAUCAUUCAAUCAAUAAUUAUGCUCCUCUGGAUGGCAGGCUGCGUCUUGUUUGUGCCAAUUGCGGUCGUGCAAGUGGCUAUCUAUUGCCCCGUCGUGGUCCUAGGCUUCGUUAUGCGAACGACCUGCGGACACCAUCAUGCCGCAAAUAUAGCGUCUUACAUCUGGGAAGCUGGUACUCCUUUUCGGGUGACACCUGCUGCCUUGAGAAAGUGGUCCAUUGGUGCCACCGUCUGGCUGUUAGGUGGUUUCUGGUCAACACAGCAGUGCGAAGAUCCCGAAGCACAAGAGCUGGUGGGCGAAUUUUCGCACAGUGACAGAAACAUGGAAGGAAUGAUAGAAUAUCGUCAACGGCGAGUUUCUCAGCCUUUCAGGACCAGUAGCGAUGAGUAA